AUGCCCUCCAGGAGACAGUUAGUAGGCGUCUUUGUGGCCUUUGUCUCUCUGUGUGCAUUGCUUGCGCAUCUUCGUCCAGUUCUGUAUACAACGUCUGCCCAACAUCCCCCCAAUAUGCCAAUCACUCAUAUUGUGCUUUUCCAAUUCAAAGCAAGCACUGACUCUGCGGUUAUCAGCGAUGUUAGAUCAAAUCCUAGGCCAUUUAAUAGCAUGCCGAAUUUGACAUCUACCUCAACCAAGAUCAACAGUCGCAUGCUCGCACUAGAAGACAACUGUCUCCAUCCGUCUUCUCAAAAACCAUAUAUCAAAUCUUCAUCCGGCGGGGUGGAUAACUCCAUCAAAGGGAUCCAGAAUGGUAUUACCCAUGCCUUUGUCGUUGAAUUUGCCAGUAAAGAAGAUCGAGAUUUUUACGUUCAAAGCGACCUUGUGCAUCAGGGAUUCAUCCGCAGCCUUGAUGGGAUUAUCGAAAAGGCACAGGUGAUUGACUUUGCAGAUAGAGUAUUCUAA
This is a messenger RNA of Talaromyces atroroseus, 507 nucleotides long. RefSeq lists its product as hypothetical. The record is from RefSeq and is a predicted model, not a curated record. The transcript is spliced from 2 exons. Bases 1 to 507 code for a protein of 168 amino acids. NCBI's taxonomy places the organism in Eukaryota, Fungi, Ascomycota, Eurotiomycetes, Eurotiales, Trichocomaceae.